Messenger RNA from Naumovozyma dairenensis CBS 421, 1377 nucleotides. It is a transcript of the gene SES1, whose product is annotated as serine--tRNA ligase SES1. Gene Ontology annotation, cellular component: cytosol. Gene Ontology annotation, biological process: seryl-tRNA aminoacylation. Gene Ontology annotation, molecular function: tRNA binding; serine-tRNA ligase activity; ATP binding. Bases 1 to 1377 code for a protein of 458 amino acids. The record is from RefSeq and is a predicted model, not a curated record. Lineage: Eukaryota; Fungi; Ascomycota; Saccharomycetes; Saccharomycetales; Saccharomycetaceae. The transcript has a single exon.
AUGUUAGAUAUUAAUCAAUUUAUUGAAGAAAAGGGUGGUAACCCAGAACUAAUUAGACAAUCCCAAAAGGCUAGAAACGCCAGCGUUGAAUUGGUUGAUGAUAUUAUUGCUGAUUACAAAGAUUGGGUUAAGACUAGAUUUGAACUAGAUGAAUUAAACAAAAAACUAAACAAAUUACAAAAAGAUAUUGGUUUGAAAUUUAAAAACAAAGAAGAUCCAAAAGAAUUAUUAGUUGAAAAGGAUAUAUUAACCGCAGAAAAGGCUAAAUUGACCGAAAGGGAACAAAAAGAUGAUAAAGAUUUAAAAGAAAAAGUCUUCCAAGUUGGUAAUAUUGUCCACCCAUCUGUUGUCAUUUCUAAUGACGAAGAAAACAAUGAAUUAGUCCGUACUUGGAAACCUGAAGGAUUAGAAAAUGUUGGUCCAGUUGCCUCUGUCACUGGUAAGCCAGCUACAUUAUCACAUCAUGAAAUCUUGUUGAGAUUAGAUGGUUAUGAUCCAGAACGUGGUGUCAAGAUCUCUGGUCACAGAGGUUUCUUCUUGAGAAACUACGGUGUUUUCUUAAACCAAGCUUUAAUUAACUAUGGUUUAAGUUACAUGGCUAAGAAUGGUUAUGUUCCAUUACAGGCUCCAGUUAUGAUGAACAAAGAAGUCAUGGCUAAGACUGCUCAAUUAUCCCAAUUUGAUGAAGAAUUAUACAAGGUUAUCGAUGGUGACGAUGAAAAAUAUUUGAUUGCCACUUCUGAACAACCUAUUUCAGCCUACCACAGCGGUGAAUGGUUCGAAAAACCACAAGAACAAUUACCAAUCAGAUAUGUUGGUUAUUCUUCUUGUUUCCGUAGAGAAGCUGGUUCUCAUGGUAAGGACGCUUGGGGUAUCUUUAGAGUCCAUGCUUUCGAAAAAAUUGAACAAUUCUGUUUGACAGAACCAGAAAAAUCUUGGGAGGAAUUUGACAAAAUGAUUAACCAUUCAGAAGCUUUCUACCAAUCAUUGAAAUUACCAUACCGUGUUGUUGGUAUUGUCUCUGGUGAAUUAAAUAAUGCUGCUGCCAAGAAGUACGAUUUAGAAGCUUGGUUCCCAUACCAAAAAGAAUACAAGGAACUAGUCUCAUGUUCCAAUUGUACCGAUUAUCAAUCAAGAAACUUGGAAAUCAGAUGUGGUAUCAAGAAAAUGGGUGACAGAGAAAAGAAAUACGUUCAUUGUUUGAACUCUACUUUAGCUGCUACUGAAAGGGCUUUAUGUUGUAUCUUAGAAAACUACCAAACUGAAGAUGGUUUGAUCGUUCCAGAAGUCUUAAGAAAGUACAUUCCAGGUGAGCCAGAGUUUUUGCCAUACGUUAAGGAAUUACCAAAAAACUCCACUUCAAACAAGAAGAAAUAG